This is a messenger RNA of Meriones unguiculatus (Mongolian gerbil), 3269 nucleotides long. Its product is annotated as vomeronasal type-2 receptor 116. Bases 398 to 3262 code for a protein of 954 amino acids. Gene Ontology annotation, biological process: G protein-coupled receptor signaling pathway. Gene Ontology annotation, molecular function: G protein-coupled receptor activity. The record is from RefSeq and is a predicted model, not a curated record. Gene Ontology annotation, cellular component: membrane. NCBI's taxonomy places the organism in Eukaryota, Metazoa, Chordata, Mammalia, Rodentia, Muridae. The transcript is spliced from 12 exons.
UAGCGGAUGUUUUAAGGCAGAAGCCUAGCCCCAAUUAAUUGAAUAUUUGAGGCUAACCUUCUACGUAAGGUUGUAUCAGGCAAAAAAGUUCCUCAUGGAUAUGUGCCAUACCACUAUGCGGACCUUCACAUACAUUUCAGCAUUCACAGCUUCUACUAUGGACAAUUAUCCAUCCAUUGGGAAUUGCUUUCUGUUCACAGUGAGAAUAAGGGAUCUUUCAGCAUCCUUCUUGUCUUAUACCCACCCUUCUUGUGAAUAUCCAGUGUUCCUGCAUUGUUUGUAAAGGCAAAAACAUUCCUCAUAACUUUUUGCCAUACCAUUUUGAAGACCUUCGUAUACACUCCUCCCUUUCCUAAAGAACUACCUAACAAAAACUCAUGUGAGAGGACACACUCUAAUGGAUGGAAGAAGAAACGUAGAUUCUGAAUAUGACAUUCACAAUUUUUGGAAUUUUCCAAAGGGUCUUGGAUUAAAAGUGAAAGUAGGAAGCUUUUCUGCAAAUGCUCCCCAGGGUCAACAGUUCUCUUUAUCUGAGCCGAUGAUACAAUGGCCUACUAGAUUUACAAAGAUUCUUCAGUCAGUGUGCAGUGAGAGCUUCAGGCCUGGAUUCAGGAAAGCUGUCCAGGAAGGCAAAGCUGUCUGCUGCUUUGAUUGCAUUCCUUGUGCAGACAAUGAGAUUUCAAAUGAUACAGCGCUCCUGUAUAUUCUGAAUUUCGGGUAUAACUUUACUGACAAUGAAUGCUUUGUAAGAAUCACGGAUUUUUUCCACCAUGAAGGAGAUGUGAAGAUUACUGCAUUUUUUCCUCUUCAUCUUUAUUACAUAGGCAACAACAUUCCUCAUCACUUUUUGCCAUACUAUUUUGAAGACCUUCGUAUACAGUAUAAGUAUAAGCAUUAUGAAUUUGUUCUGGCCCUGGUUUUUGCAAUUGAGGAGAUCAACAAAAAUCCUUAUCUUCUACCCAAUACAACUCUUGGCUUUGAUAUCUAUAAUGUCCCAUUUACUGAAAGAAAUAUUCUUUAUAAUGCCUUUCUUUGGCUCACAAACAUGAGUGUUCCCCUUGCUAAUUACAACUGUGAACAGAAGAGAAAAUCAGUUGCUGCCCUCACAGGAUCAUCAUGGGCAACAUCUGCGUACUUUGGGACUCUGCUACAACUCUACAAAAUACCUCAGCUCACUUUUGGGCCUUUUGACUCUACCUUGAAUGACAAAGGUCGGUUUAAUUUUCUCUAUCAGAUGGGCCCGAAAGAUACAGUUCUGUCUCUGGCCAUAGUCUCUUUGAUGGUUCAUUUCAGCUGGUCCUGGGUUGGUCUAAUCCUCCCAGAUGACCACAGAGGAACUCAGAUACUAUCAGACUUGAAAGAAGAUAUGGAGAGAAAUAGCAUCUGCAUAGGUUUUUUGAAAAUGAUCGCUGGCAUGUGGAAUUCAUUUUCCAAUGAGUUAUGGAGAAAUCUGGAGAAUAUUCAGGAAUCAUCAGCAAACGUGAUUGUUAUGUAUGGGGACACUGUUUCUUUGCAAGGUUUAAUGAGACACAUUGCACAACUCUUAGUGACAUGGAAAGUCUGGGUCUUGAAUUCUCCAUGGGAUGCUGACCACUAUUCUGAUUAUUUCAUGGUAGAGUCAUUUCAUGGGAGUUUCAUUUUUUCACAUCACCAUGAAGAGAUGGUUGAGUAUAUGAAUUUUAUCCAAACAGUUAAUCCAUACAAAUACCCAGAAGACAACUAUCUUCCUAAGUUUUGGUAUUUGUUCUUCAAGUGCUCAUUCUCUGAGUCUGAUUGUAGACUUUUAGAGAACUGCCAACCCAAUGCUUCUUUGGACUUACUGCCCAGACACCUUUUAGACCCAGCUUUGAGUAAUGAGGGCUACAAUAUUUACAAUGCUGUGUAUGCUGUGGCCUACAGUCUCCAUGAGAUGAUUCUUCAGCAAAUGCACACACAACCAUAUGCUAAUGGAGAAAAAAUGACAUUCUUCCCCUGGCAGCUCCUCCCUUUCCUAAAGAACUACCUAACAAAAACUCAUGUGAGAGGACACACUGUAAUGGAUGGAAGAAGAAACGUAGAUUCUGAGUAUGACAUUCACAAUUUUUGGAAUUUUCCAAAGGGUCUUGGAUUAAAAGUGAAAGUAGGAAGCUUUUCUGCAAAUGCUCCCCAGGGUCAACAGUUCUCUUUAUCUGAGCAGAUGAUACAAUGGCCUACUAGAUAUACAAAGAUUCCUCAGUCAGUGUGCAGUGAGAGCUGCAGGCCUGGAUUCAGGAAAGCGGCCCAGGAAGGCAAAGCUGUCUGCUGCUUUGAUUGCAUUCCUUGUGCAGACAAUGAGAUUUCAAAUGAUACAGAUAUGAAGCAGUGUGCAAAGUGUCCAGAAACUCACUAUGCAAACUCAGAGAAGAACUUCUGUCUCCAGAAAUCUGUGAGCUUUUUGGCCUAUGGAGACCCCUUGGGGAUGGCUCUCACCAUCACAGCACUGUGCUUCUCUGUAAUCACGACUGUGGUUCUUGUACUCUUUGUGAGGCACAGAAACACACCUAUUGUCAAGGCCAAUAACCGGGCUCUCAGCUACACCCUGCUAUUGACACUCAUCAGCUGUUUCCUCAGUUCCUUGCUCUUUAUUGGCCAGCCCAACACAGCCACCUGCAUCUUGCAGCAGAUAGCAUUUGGAAUUUUAUUCACUGUGGCUCUCUCCACAGUGUUGGCCAAAGCUAUUACAGUGGUUAUUGCAUUCAGAGUCACUGUUCCAGCUGGAAUCGUGAGGUGGUUAAUAGUAUCAAGAGCCCCUAAUUUCAUCAUUCCUAUCUGCACCCUGAUCCAACUUGUUCUGUGUGGAAUCUGGCUGGUCACCUCUCCACCCUUCAUUGAUCAAGAUACUCAUGCUGAACAUGGCCACAUCAUCAUUGUGUGCAACAAGGGUUCAGCAGUUGCCUUCCACUGUGCUCUGGGAUACCUCUGCUCUUUGGCACUUGGGAGUUACACCAUGGCCUUCUUGUCCAGGAAACUGCCAGACACAUUCAAUGAAGCCAAGUUUCUAUCAUUUAGCAUGCAGGUAUUCUUCUGUGUCUGGGUCACCUUCCUCCCUGUCUACCACAGCACCAAGGGGAAAGUCAUGGUGGCUAUGGAAGUCUUCUCUAUCUUGGCUUCCAGUGUAGCCCUCCUUGGCUUGAUCUUUGCUCCCAAGUGCUACAUUAUUUUGCUACGGCCAGAUAAGAACUCCUGUCUUGACAUCAGGCACAAAACCCAUUCAAGAAAGCGUAGUCAUUUAAAUUUUAGUUAAAGGUUAA